Molecule: messenger RNA, 662 nt
Organism: Centruroides sculpturatus (bark scorpion)
Lineage: Eukaryota; Metazoa; Arthropoda; Arachnida; Scorpiones; Buthidae
Exons: 2
Coding region: 251-598 (115 amino acids)
Source: RefSeq, a predicted model, not a curated record
UAAGACUGUUUUUUUAUUAAUAAAGAAACAUUCUAUGUAUUUUGGUUUUUGAAUAAAUAAAAUGCAAAACAAGUCUGCAACGAGCAAAAGGCAAAGAAUUCUACCUCCAAUCCUGUAUACUUUAUUAUACAUGUAUAAAAUAGAAAUUAUUUACAGUAUUUUAUAGACUAAUAGGUUUAUAAUGAAAACUAUAUGAUUUUCUUUCAUUCCUUUUCAUUCUUACAAAUUUUCUUUUUAGGAAUUUGUCAAAAUGGAACAAACUUUUGCUAAUUUUCUGCAACUUUUGACCCAUGAAAAAGAGAAACUUGCAAUUCUUGAACCUGAUGUAGCCAAUGCUGAACAAAACUUAAAAGACUUAUCCAAAGAAGUUUUGAAAAAAACAGAACUAUUAGCAGAAUUAAAAGAAAAGAAUAAGAAAGCACUUUACCAGUUGGAAAAGUUGAAAACGCAAUGUGGAAUUCUUGCCAACAAAGAAUUUAUGGACUACUAUGAGGCAAUGAAACAGACAGAAUAUGAUAUUCGAACUCAAAUUACCAGACAAAAAAGCAAAUUUAGAAGUAAUCAUAAUGCUAUUUAUCAGCUAGAAGGAAAAUUUUAAUCUUAUUGUAAAUAAAUUUCAUAAAUUACAUCAAGGAAUAUCAAUUUUCUUUGUUUUAUUGAAA